This is a messenger RNA of Knipowitschia caucasica, 618 nucleotides long. The record is from the annotation of a GenBank genome assembly. Lineage: Eukaryota; Metazoa; Chordata; Actinopteri; Gobiiformes; Gobiidae.
AUGUCUGCUCCGAACUCUCUGCCACAGCCCCGUGUGAGGCGCAGUAAUGCGGGCUCCCCUGGUUCUGUCUGCCGGCUUCACCCCAUGCGCGCCACCGUCCCCUACCAGCUCCUUUUCGGGGGUCAGGCCAGUCCCCCCCGGGUGCCCUCCGUGAACAGCAGGGGCUCCAGUCCCCCCUCAAGCCCGACGCUCAGCCUAGGGACCACACAGGCCAAGCAGCAGACACUGUCCCCAGAACACAAGGACUCAAGCUGUCCUCCUGACUCUCCAGUGUCCAGAGAACGGUCCAAGUUCCAGCUCCGGAGUUGCAGUGCAAUUCGGCGGACUUCUUCUCUGGACGCCGUCACCGGGCCGUACCUCACCGGACAAUGGCCCCGGGAUUCACACGGACCUUACCCCUCCUGUAUGAAAGACAAGGCCACUCAGACACCAGUUCUGUGGGAGGAGACCACUGCAGAGCAUGGGCCUCAGCAGCGCUCGGCAUCAUGGGGCAGCGCAGACCAUCUCAAAGAGCAGAUCGCUAAACUCAGACUGCAAUUGCACCGGAGCAAACAGGUCAACCGGGGACAUGGCGCCCCUUCUGGACAAACACAGAAGGGGCGCCAUGUCCCCGGUUGA